CUCAACCAUCUCAGCUCCAAAACAAAGAAAUAACGGGGCUUCUCUCAAACUCAACCACGAACUCCAUAUACGCUUGCAACGAAAUUCUUUGUUUUACUUUCAAAUUAUACCGUCAACAUGGACCUCGUCAAUCACCUGACUGACCGCUUGCUUUUUGCGGUGCCCAAGAAGGGCAGACUGCAACAAGCCGCGCUCGACCUCCUCAAUGGCUCCGACAUUCAAUUCCGCAGGGAAACCCGUUUGGAUAUUGCGCUUGUCCGGAACCUUCCGAUCGCUCUCAUUUUCCUGCCCGCGGCCGACAUUCCUACUUUUGUUGGAGAGGGUCGUGUUGACAUUGGUAUUACCGGAAGAGACCAGGUGGAAGAGCAUGCUGCGACGACACCAAUCAGCAGUGAGGAGCAGGGUGUGGAAGAGAUUUUGGAUCUUGGCUUCGGCAAGUGCAAGCUGCAGGUGCAGACACCUGAGAAGGGUUCAUUGAACGACCCCAAGGAUCUCAUUGGAAGAAACGUGGUCACCAGCUUCGUCGGUCUUACUGAGGCCUACUUUAAGGAGUUGGAGGGCGUAUCCGGUGACAAGAAGAUUAAGACGAACAUCAAGUACGUCGGUGGCAGUGUCGAAGCCGCAUGUGCGCUGGGCGUCGCGGACGGCAUUGUCGAUCUUGUUGAGUCUGGAGAGACUAUGAAGGCAGCUGGCCUGCGAGCCAUCUCGACGGUUGUUGAGAGCACUGCUAUCCUCAUCAAGUCUAAGCGCCCUUCAAAUCCCCAGCUGGUCGACCUAAUUGCGUCGCGAAUCAAGGGAGUUAUCACUGCUCAAAAAUACGUUCUCUGCCAAUACAACAUUCACCGAUCGAAGCUCGAUGUUGCCACAAAGAUCACCCCUGGAAAGCGGGCACCCACUAUUACUACCCUUGAAGAGGAGGGAUGGGUUGCCCUCAGCUCCAUGGUCGAGAAGAAGCAGAUUGCUACCGUCAUGGAUAAUCUGGAGGCCGUUGGCGCCAGCGACAUUCUAGUCUUGAACAUUGGAAACUCGAGAACUGGUUGAUUCACAGGCCAAAAAUUGGUCCGUCAAACCCACUUUCGGGCGUGCCCAAAACUUCCCAGCAAGGACUUGAGCUGCACCUGCCGGGAAGCACAUAUACUUCUCUCAACCUCCCGCCCAUUCGCGUCUGCGGCACGAUAUUUUUGUCCUUUUAUGUCCCACUCGGGUUGGCACGAGUGAAUUCUUGGAGAUCACUUGAGAAAUAUUAGACCUGCUCUUGUCAUGUAGAUAGCGCUAUGUUCAGCCUUUUCAAGAAAUUUAAAAAGAAGAGAAGAGCUAUUUUCAAGGAACUCCCCAAUUGCAUGAAACGCACUCU
This is a messenger RNA of Xylona heveae TC161, 1354 nucleotides long. RefSeq names its product ATP phosphoribosyltransferase. The transcript has 5 exons. Bases 118 to 1041 code for a protein of 307 amino acids. Gene Ontology annotation, molecular function: ATP phosphoribosyltransferase activity; magnesium ion binding. Lineage: Eukaryota; Fungi; Ascomycota; Xylonomycetes; Xylonales; Xylonaceae. Gene Ontology annotation, cellular component: cytoplasm. Gene Ontology annotation, biological process: L-histidine biosynthetic process. The record is from RefSeq and is a predicted model, not a curated record.